This is a messenger RNA of Oncorhynchus mykiss (rainbow trout), 1668 nucleotides long. RefSeq names its product peptidyl-prolyl cis-trans isomerase FKBP8. Gene Ontology annotation, molecular function: protein folding chaperone; peptidyl-prolyl cis-trans isomerase activity; protein binding. NCBI's taxonomy places the organism in Eukaryota, Metazoa, Chordata, Actinopteri, Salmoniformes, Salmonidae. Gene Ontology annotation, biological process: protein folding; negative regulation of apoptotic process. The record is from RefSeq and is a predicted model, not a curated record. Gene Ontology annotation, cellular component: mitochondrial envelope; membrane; endomembrane system.
UUCGGUUUUCAUAAAAACUACAGACCGUUGCUAAUGGAUGAAGGCACCUCUCAGCCGUAACUAGACCGAACGACUGCUUCCACACUACAGAAUCAACCGGCCAGGCAGGCAUCGUGGGGAUAGAUAGGCUGGAGGAAGAUCAUCUCUCUUGGAGGCCUUUACAGAUGGUGUCCAUUGCUCCCGGUAGUGAGAUGGAGACAGAGCCCUGCCCUGGAGAGCAAGAGAAGCGGGUUGUGGAGACCAAUGAGCCAGAGUUGAAGGAGGCCUACACAGGUCCUGGUGACAAGGACAGUCAGAAAGAGAAGGAACUGUCCCAUGGGCCUCAGCAGGAAGAUACGGAGCCCCAUGGGGAGGGAGACCCCAGGACAGAAUGCCAGGGUGGAGGUAAUGCUGGCACUACAUUAAACACCCUCUCUGUCCCAGAGAAGACAGAGACCCCCUGUGUGGAAGAGAGGAAGCUGAAGAAGACCCCCAGUUUUGCAAAAACAGUGAGGUUCUGCGAGACACAGUCUGUGGAGGACAGGGAGAGCUCAGAGGAGAGUCUCUUCCCAGACCAUGAGAUGGUGCAGUGGAUCUCCUCCAGCUUUGAGGAGCUGUUCCUGGCUGAAGACUGGGAGGACAUCACAGAUGACCGCCUGUUGAGGAAGAAGGUGCUGGCGCCUGGCCCCCAGAAAGCUGAGCACCCAGCCUGGGGUCAGGAGGUCACAGUCAAAAUGCAGGGAGUGCUGGAGGAUCGGAGUGUGGUGGAGAAAGACCGUAAACUGGUGUUCGUCAUCGGAGAGGGAGAUGUCAACCAGGCCCUGGAGGAGUGUGCUAUGGCCAUGCAACAGGACGAGAUCACAUUACUGCUGGCAGAUUCACAGUACACCUAUGGACUUCUGGGAAGGGAGCCUGAUAUUCCAGCCUGGGCCCCCUUACUCUACCAGCUACAACUCCUGAACAUCAGAGAGAAGCCCGACCCCCUGAUUCUCCCCAUGUCUGACCGUAUACGCAUCGGCAACCAGAAACGAGAGCGGGGGAACUUCCACUUCCAGAGGGAGGAGUACAGCAUGGCUACCAGGGCCUACUGGAUGGCUCUGGAUGUCCUUACUACACACACUAAAGAUGGUGGAAAUGCUGUGCUGGUGGAGGGGGAGGAGGUGCAGGACUACCGGGUGAAGUGUCUCAACAACCUGGCAGCGGCUCAGCUGAAACUGGAGCAGUACGACGACGCACUACACACCAGCCGGGAUGUUUUGUCCCUGGACCCACAAAAUGUCAAAGCCCUCUUCAGAACAGGAAAGCUUCUGUCAGACAAGAGCGAAUACGGGGAGGCCAUGGAGAUACUGAAGAAGGCUCUGAAACUGGAGCCGUCCACCAAGGCCAUCCAUGUUGAGCUGUCAAAGCUAGUGAAAAGGCAAUCAGGAGGCAAAAACACCCAGAAGUGGCAAGCCAAACCUGCCCAGCUCCUUGGAGACAAUAUUGCCCCAUUUCUGACUCCUAACAAGAAGCCACCUGGAAUUUCAUGGAAGUUCCUGCUUGGUGCUCUGGUGGUGGCCUUGGGCAGUUUAGUGACGUCAGUGGUUCUGACUGCAAGAAACUGACGUCUUCUGCAAAGGAACUGUCCAGCACAUGAAUAGUAAAGUGACGUGUGUCUGCUGUGAAUAAUAAAUAAAACACUGCACUAUG